UAAGCGCCCCGCCCUCAUACUACACUGUGACCAAUCAGAGUAUUCAGAUGGACUGCGACUCUCUACCCUUUCCCACUCAUUCCGCGCGCCCUUUACCAACAUGGCUGCGGACGCGAGGCACUCUGGGAUUCGUAGUCCGGCCCUCGCGUGUCUCCUCUUACCUCAGAGGGGCACGCUCCGGACGUUUUUUAUGGCUCCUGGGAGUUGUAGUUCUUUGACCUAUCUCGGCCCCCUCCUGUUUCCGGUGCCGUCACGGGAUAGAGCAGUUGGUGACAGUCCCGAGGGCCCCCGCCCCGCGCCCAUGGCCGAUCCGGAUCCCUCUGACCCCGAGGAGACCCAGGCAGGGAAGGUGCAGGAGGCUCAGGACUCAGAUUCAGACACUGAGGCAGGAGCCACUGGCGGAGAAGCAGAGAUGGACUUCCUGCGGAAUUUUUUCUCCCAGACUCUGGGCCUGGGCACCCAGAAGGAGCGACUCCUGGACGAACUAACCCUGGAAGGAGUGAGCCGCUACAUGCAGAGCGAGCGCUGUCGCAGGGUCAUCUGUUUGGUGGGAGCUGGAAUCUCCACUUCUGCAGGCAUCCCUGACUUCCGCUCCCCAAACACCGGCCUCUACGCCAACCUGGAGAAAUACCGUCUUCCCUACCCGGAGGCCAUCUUUGAAAUCAGCUACUUCAAGAAACAUCCAGAGCCCUUCUUUGCUCUCGCCAAGGAACUCUAUCCUGGGCAGUUCAAGCCCACCAUCUGCCACUACUUCAUCCGACUGCUGAAGGAGAAGGGGCUGCUCCUGCGCUGCUACACACAGAACAUAGACACCCUGGAGCGAGUGGCUGGGCUGGAACCUGAAGACCUGGUGGAGGCCCACGGAACCUUCUACACGUCGCACUGCAUCAGCUCAGGCUGCCGGCAGGAGUACUCGCUGAGCUGGAUGAAAGAGAAGAUCUUCUCCGAGGUGACUCCCAAGUGUGAGAAAUGUCAGAGCUUGGUGAAGCCUGAUAUCGUGUUCUUCGGCGAGAACCUCCCAGCGCGUUUCUUCUCCUGCAUGCAGUCAGACUUCCUGAAGGUGGACCUCCUUAUCAUCAUGGGCACCUCCCUGCAGGUGCAGCCCUUUGCGUCCCUCAUCGGCAAGAGCCCCCUGGCUCCAGGGUCUGUGCUCUUAGCUCCCCCUCCCCCACAGACUGACCCUUUCCUUGGGAUGAUGAUGGCCCUCGGAGGAGGCAUGGACUUUGACUCCAAGAAGGCCUACAGGGACGUGGCCUGGCUGGGCGACUGUGACCAGGGCUGCCUAGCCCUUGCCGACCUCCUCGGAUGGAAGAAGGAGCUGGAGGACCUUGUUCGGAAGGAGCAUGCCAGCAUAGAUGCCCAGUCGGGGUCGGGGGCCCCCAACCCCACUACUUCAGCUUCCCCCAGGAAUUCUCCACCACCUCCCACCAAGGACGAGGCCAGGACCACUGAGGGAGAGAAACCCCAGUGACCAUUGCAUCUCCCAGGCAGGACGCCCAGCCUUGGGACAGCUGGCCCCAACCAGCCCUGGCCCUCCUCUAACUUACAGCUCUUUUCUGGGGAGCUCAGAACAUUUCCUCAGUGUAUUAACGAUUCUCUCCCAAAACUGGUGUCCCAGCACCCCUGACCUCAUCAAAUCUCUAACAUUCUUGGCGGCGGAGGCUUGGGCAGCCUGUCUCUAACAGCCCACAGCCUCUAACCACCCCUAUGGCCAAGGAUCAGCCCCCCUAAUCUCUAACUGCUCAGGGGGCCAGGGGUACCUCCAAACUGCUAACUGUCCCAGGACAAGAGCCCCAGGGCCCACACACUCUCUACUGCUCCCAAGGGUCCGUGGCCAAGUAGCUGAAACCUAACCUAUCCUGGUUGGGGGGUUGUGCCCUCUACGCACCCAGUGGGGAGAUCCGAGCCUCAAGGCCUCCCAGGCCUCUGCCUCCAACUCUGAAAAGUGGGUGCUAGGCCUCCUCUCUUGGGUCCCACUUCCCAUGCAGGGGUGGGCAGAUGGUGUUGCUUAUUAGAGACGAAUUAAAAACAAAAAACAACUACCGA
Messenger RNA from Odocoileus virginianus texanus, 2046 nucleotides. Lineage: Eukaryota; Metazoa; Chordata; Mammalia; Artiodactyla; Cervidae. The record is from RefSeq and is a predicted model, not a curated record.